Triticum aestivum (bread wheat) is the source of this 5535-nucleotide messenger RNA. RefSeq names its product disease resistance protein Pik-2. The transcript is spliced from 5 exons. The record is from RefSeq and is a predicted model, not a curated record. Gene Ontology annotation, molecular function: ADP binding. Bases 1447 to 5304 code for a protein of 1285 amino acids. Gene Ontology annotation, biological process: defense response to other organism. Lineage: Eukaryota; Viridiplantae; Streptophyta; Magnoliopsida; Poales; Poaceae.
CCUAGCGGAGCAUCACAGAUAGCGUCACUGUAAUCCCCCACCCCAAAAUCAGAGAUCGGAUCGAUCCGCCGGCGGCCACGCCGGUCAGGUGUCCCCGGCGGCGAAGCUCGGCGCGACGACGGACCCUUCCUGGCGAUGGGGUGCGGUGGGAGUCGUACAGGCGCGCGGCGGCGGCGGUCUCGAUGGCGUCGCCGCUCCAGGGUGUUCCAUUCCGGCGUCGUCGUCGGUGCGAGCGGGACGGGGCACAGCGGUGGCGGUGGGGUUGGGGCGGUGGCCCGACCAACAAGACACUGGCGGUGAACUUCCAAAAGGUACCAGUGGCCCUCAUCGCAUAGCGCCAUUCAUCAAGUGAUUUUAAAUCAAAUUAGUUGAUUUUGGUUUUCAAUUACUCACUCCAAAUGGUCGAGUAGAAUCACGAGACACUGCCAAUUUGUGGUGGCGAGUCUGUUUUGUAGAGUAGCUUACAUGUUGCGUGUUCUGUGGUCUGAAGAAUCUGCAUAGCCUGAUUUCUGUUGUCUGAAGAAUCUGCUGUCCAAGUUGUGUCCUUGUCAGCAUAGUGAACUCUGCUUUAGCUUGCACAUGCUGUAUUUGUGGAGAAGUAAUUCUAAAGAAAAAAGGAAAAAAAAUGUUAUUCAGACAUAAGGUUGUCUCCUCACUGAAGCUAGCACAUCACUAAGGCCUUUGGAGACGCAUUACCUGACGUGCAACCGGCAGAUCCUCACAGAAGUUAGCCCAAUCAUCAAAUCAAAUGAUUUCAUUGCGGUUCUCAAGUUAAGUAUUAUUCAUUGCUUGGAGGUCGAAUGGAAUUAAAGUAUUAUUCAUUGCUUUCCACAUAUACAUUACAGCUAGAAUCGGAUGCUAGCUGCUACUCUUCUAACCAAAGCACCCCCCCCCCCCCCCCCCCCCCAAAAAAAAGUUACUUCUUGAUCUGUUCAGCACCUGGUGUUGUUUCCUGCUAUAAUCUCCGCCUUAAAUUUGUAGCUUUGAGCAAUCACUUUGGAAGAAACAACAUUUCAACUCCUCAUAUAAAUUUCAAUAAAAAAAAACUCCUCAUAUAAUUGUCAUUUUGGUGCUGCACUGAAUGACAUGAAUUUGCCUACCCUGCAAUUAGAAUGAGCUUGUUGUGCAUCAUAAGUUAACUGGACUAAUUUGAAACAAACUGACCAGUUGUUUUCUUAAGCAUAUGGGUGUUGCAGCGGUUAAUUGGUAAUUGGGAGCAAUACAGCCUUCGCUAGAAAAAAAGUGGAAUGACUGACGUGCAGUUUUGGACUAAAGUAGCUGCCUUGCCUGGCCUGCAAGGAUCAUUGAUCCUCCAGCUCCAUAUCUUACCUCCUUGCUGCUUUUGUAUUCUGCAGGGAAACCAAAAGGAUAUUGGCAGGGACCAAUAUCUUCAGAACUAGCAUUAGCACCAACACCUCAUAUCACAGCAAGAAAGCAACGAGAAGCAUGGAGGCGACGGCGGUUAGCUUGGGCAAGGCUGUGCUCGACGGUGCGCUGGGCUAUGCUAAGUCCAAGGCGGCAGAGGAAAUCGCGCUGCAGCUCGGUGUCGAGCGCGAUGUGAACUUCAUCAAGGACGAGCUGCAGAUGAUGCAGUCGUUCCUGAUGACGGCCGAUGAGGAGCAAAGCCACAAUAAGGUGCUCACCACCUGGGUGAAACAGAUUGGGGUCCUGGCCUAUAAGGUGGAGGAUAGCCUCAUGGAUUUCGGCCUCCACUCGGAGAAAAAACCAUUCUUGGGCUGCAUCCCCCGCAACCCAGGUGAUCGACGCCGCAUUGCCAGGGAGGUGAAGGAGCUGAGGGCCGAGGUGGAGGAUGUGAGCAACAGGAAUCUGCGCUAUCGCCUCAUCAAGGAGAGUUCAGGCUCUAAGCCUACCGCGGUAGAGGAGCAGGCCAGCAAUGCCACUGCAGCACUGUUUGGCAUCAACGAAGCAAGACUUGCCGCCUUGGAGCAUGAAAAAUCAUCAGAGGCAGACCUCCACCAGCUGAUUACCAGCAAUGAUGUGGACCUUAGGGUGAUCGCCAUGUGGGGCACUAGCGGUGAUCUCGGGAAGACGUCCGUCAUCCAAGGGCUUUAUGAUGACCCAAAGGUAUUGAAAAGGUUUGGAUUCCGUGCUUGGAUUAGGUUGAUGCAUCCUUUCAAUCCGCAAGAGUUCCUCUGGAGCUUGGUAAGGCAAUCUUAUGAAAAUUCCCUUGAGGAGCUUGGAAAGCCUGAACAAGAAACAAGUGUCGGGGCUAAUGUUCUGGCCAAGAUGGAGAAGAUGGAUCAAAGUGAUUUAGUCCGUGUGUUUAAUGCACAGUUGUGUAGCAAUAGCUACCUGAUUGUGAUUGAUGACCUAUCCACAAUAGUGGAAUGGCAUUGCAUUAAGAAGUACUUUCCCGAUAACAAGAAACAAAGUCGAAUCAUCGUUUCGACGCUGCAAGCUGAAAUUGCAAGCUUGUGCACAGAGAAACCAUUACAAGUUUCGGUGUUGAAGCAGUUGUCAUGUGAUCAAACUAUUUAUUUGUUCCACAAGAAGAAUUCAGAGGAGCAGAUCAGCAUGAGCAGUGUUCGUGUGGAAAUGUACGACACCAAUGAUGAAGCAAUGCUUGCUGCUGUGGAGGAGGAGAAACAGAAGGCUAUGCAUGCAUCUUGUUCUGACGAGCCCACUUUCAAUUCAAACAACGUUACUACUACUGAGAAACACACAACAAUGCCCGCCAUUGAAAUACAAGAGGAAUACCAUGAACUUAAUAAUGCAGGUGAAGAAAAAGUUCAUAACUCAACUGCUAGAAAGAAGUUUGACCGCAGCAGGACAUUGGCACUGGCUGAUGAAGUGCUCUGUGGGCGAGAAACAGAGAAAUCUAUUCUUAUCAAAUUAGUUAGCCAUCCAGACAACGAUCAAGGCUGUAAGGUGAUCUCAGUUUGGGGAAUGGGGGGUCUUGGAAAAACCACCCUUGUCAGAAGCAUCUAUCGAAGCCAGCAGCUUGGUAGCUGGAAGCGUGCUUGGGCCACUGCAUUGCGUCCUUUUAACCCUGAAGUACUCCUUAGAGAUUUGGCUAUGCAACUUCAGGAUACUAUUCAAGAAGGUCCUGCCGGAUUAACAGCAACUGGAACACAAAAGAAAAGCAUAUCAGUACUGAAACUUCAAGACUUGAAGGAUGAGCUAGCUAGGGUACUAAAAUCGAAAAGGUGCCUUGUUGUUCUUGAUGAUAUAUCAUCCACUUCGGAAUGGGAUUUGGUCAAAUCAUGUUUGGAUAAUGCUGGAAGGAUCAUAGUCACCACAAGACAAAAAAAUGUGGCCAAAAAGUGUUCAAGAGAAGACAAGAACAUGUACUGUCUCGAAGGUCUGAAAGAUGAUGAUGCACUUGACCUCUUCAUAAAGAAGGUAUUCAAGGACAAUAUUGACAAACAUGAUUUAGACCCAGCUAUGAUGGAGCAAGCAAGAUUCAUCCUACAUAAAUGUGAUGGACUUCCCCUUGCAAUAUCGACUAUCGGUGGAUUCCUAGCCAGCAAGCCAAAGAAUGCUAUUGAAUGGAAGAAGAUGAAUGAUCAAAUUAGAACUGAAUUGGAGAUAAAUCCUGAACUUAGGACAAUAAAAACAAUUCUUAUGAGGAGCUAUGAUGGUUUGCCAUACCAUCUCAAAUCUGUUUUCUUAUACCUGUCCAUAUUUCAAGAAGAUCAUAGAAUUAGGUGGGGUCGCUUGGUGAGGCGGUGGAUUGCAGAGGGUUAUUCAAGGGAUAUGCAUGGCAUGACUGCAAUUGAACUUUGUCGGAGGUACUUUGAUGAGCUAUUGGAUAGGAGUAUGAUCCUGCCAGGAGAAGGGACAGACCAAUACAGUCAGAAAAUCAAUUCUUGCCAACUUCAUGAUAUGAUCCGUGAAAUAUGCAUCUCAAAAGCUAGGGAGGAAAACCUUGUUUUCACGCUGGAAGAAGGAUGUUGUUUGAGUGACACACAAGGUGCAAUACGUCAUCUUGUCAUUGGCAGCAACUGGAAAAGGGAUAAAGAUGUGCUGGAGAGCAAGCUAGACUUUUCACACGUACGGUCAUUGACCGUGUUCGGAGAGUGGAGAUCGUUUUUCAUCUCUGACAAUAUGAGGUUCCUCCGAGUGCUUGACUUAGAAGACACACUGGAGUUAAAAGAUCAUCAUCUUGAUGAUAUUGGGCAGCUCCGUCACCUCAAGUAUCUUUCUCUUCGAGGAUGUCGGAACAUUUUAUACCUGCCUAAUUCUUUUCAAAAUUUGAUGCACCUUGAAAUGCUGGAUGUCAGAGGUACACGUAUAUAUGAGUUGCCAACAACAAUCACCAAUCUUCUGAAGCUACAGCAUCUCCGUGCAGAUAGUUAUUACUACAACGAUGGUAAUGUCAAGGGAGAGGGUGACAUAGUUAAGAAGUAUAAAUAUUACACUAAACAUACUUCCACAUGUGGAAUAUGUGGCAUUUGUCUGUGCAGAUGUCAUCUUUUCUUGAGGCCACAAGUUUUAGAUGCUGGUUUGAACAGAUAUGAUAUAUUCAAUCUAUACCGCUUCCAGAAGAUGAAGCUAGAUGGCAUUAUACUUCCUAAAGGGAUUGGUAAAUUGAAGGCCCUUCACGCACUAGGUGCUGUGGAUGUCUCCGGGAGAAACGGAAACGCCACUAUAAAAGAGUUUGGAGAGCUUACUCAGCUACGUAAGCUUAAAGUGGGUGGUCUGAGCUACAGAAACAUCAAUGAGUUAUGGUCUGCCACUGCUGGUCAUAAUCAUCUUCAAUCUUUAUCAGUUGAAAUAGGCAAACCAUACCAAGAGAGGAAUGUGUUAGAUGGCUGUUUGGGUGAAGGUUUGCUGCCACCAAGCAGCCUUGAGAGCCUCGCUCUGCUUGGUAAGCUAGUCACUGUAACAGAAUGGAUCCAUAAACUUCAGAAUCUCUCCAAGUUGGUGCUCAUGGAUAGCAGAUUGGAGCAAGAUGAUGCCAUACAAGCCCUUGGGUUACUACCAAAUCUUGCAGUUCUACGUCUGGGGAUUGAUACGUUCGGUGGGACACAACUCCAUUUCCAUAGCUCAUCUUUCCCGAGUCUCAUGGUGCUGGAGUUGUAUUUGUUAGAAAACCUCCAGUCGGCGCUGUUUGAAAAAGAUGCAAUGCCUAAGCUCGAGCUGCUACAAGUUGGUCGGUGCUACAAGCUGGAUGCAUUCUGCGGGCUGCCAGCCCUCACAAGCCUCAAGGAAGUUCAGUUGGGUAGUCAUCGUCUCAGCGAAACAUUGAAGAAAUCGGUACAGGGUCAGGUAGCGGAGCAUAUGAGGCACGUCAGAGUGAAUAUUGUUGACAAAACUUUGUUUGUAUGUAUGUACAUAUAGAUUCCAUGGGAGACCAAAGAUUGGUGUGUGUAGACAGUUGCUCUUGUAAUGGUUCCUCUAGUACUAGUGUAGUGGACACCGCCAUGGCAGAAUAACCACUCAUUGCUUGGCAGAAGAAUUCAGUGUAAUGGUUACUUUUUUCUUUGUUUCUGUCUCCUGCAUGCUACAGUUGUGUACUUGCUGGGUUUGAAUUUGAAGUCGGGUCAUUAACCAACUACCCGUGAAACUGAA